GGCGUGUGAAGUGCGAUGUGAUAAAAGCGCGCGGGGGCAGCGCGCGCCGCCAGUACCGAGCUCACCUGUACGCCGUGCGCAGGCGCCGUUUUGCGCGGCGAUACGAACGCGAUACUUCACGCUCACACGCAACCCCGCGCCCCCACUCAAACACUAGUUAAUCUGGACAGGACAUCAGCUGUCCGACUCUAACAUAUAGUGAUUGUGCACUUGAACAGCUCGGCCUGGAGCACUUACAGCCGAAAUAGGACCUCGCCGGUCUCAUAGAUCGAUCACUCAGAUACGCUAAGCGAACGGAAGACCAAAAUUGCCUCGGAAAAUUGAAACUAGUAUAAGAUAUCGACACAAUGGCACUAGGAAUAAUGCUACAGUAUAUAAGCGAUUUUCAAUAUUAUAUGGACAAAUAUGGAGAUCCUAGGACAAAUCCAUGGUUCCUGAUGAGUUCCCCAUUCCCUACAUUAUUAAUAUGUCUAAGCUAUGUCUAUCUAGUCAAGGUUUUAGGACCAAAAUUUAUGGAGAAUAGAAAACCUUAUGAACUAAAAAAUGUUCUAAUAUUAUAUAACUUCUUACAAGUAAUAUUCAGUGCGUGGCUGUUUUACGAGAUCGGAGCUGCUGGCUGGUUCACAGGCAGGUAUAACUUUCAAUGUCAGCCGGUCGACCACUCCAAACAUCCACAAACAAUGAGGAUGGUUCACGCAUGUUGGUGGUACUAUUUUUCCAAGUUCACUGAAUUCUUUGAUACGUUCUUCUUUGUGCUAAGAAAGAAGUUUGACCAUGUAUCAACACUACACGUGAUCCACCACGGCGUGAUGCCGAUGUCAGUGUGGUUCGGCGUCAAGUUCACGCCGGGCGGUCAUUCCACCUUCUUCGGCUUGCUCAACACCUUCGUACAUAUAAUUAUGUACACCUACUACAUGCUGGCAGCCAUGGGACCCCAGAUGAGGAAAUACCUGUGGUGGAAGAAGUACCUCACUACUUUACAAAUGGUUCAAUUCGUUGGCAUUAUGGUGCACGCAUUCCAGCUGUUAUUCAUCGAAUGCGACUACCCUCGCGCAUUCGUCUGGUGGAUAGGCAUGCACGCUGUCAUGUUCUUCUUCCUUUUCAAAGACUUCUACAACCAGUCCUACUCCAAACCCAAGGUUCGCGCCCGAUCACCUCAACCAGAGACGACAGAAAUAAAAGACAUAACAUACAAGAACGGUUCUCUGAAGAACGGCUUCACCAACGGGCACACGAACGGCACGUUCGCGCGGUCCCGUACCGUACUGCCGGCCGGCAACUGACGGCGGACAAGGCGCCCACCUUAGCAUUCCGUAGUACUCUGUGAUUCAUAGCCUGAAAUUAUUACGGGACGUUAAUAUUUCUUAUUUAAUGCGUGGACCUUCGGGGUAAAGGUGUCGGAUGUAUUGAGGGAUGCGCGAGCGCAGGUCCGGCCUCUCGCCACGUCGCCUCGUCAAUAAUAACCCUAGAAGUAGUGGUACAUGUGAUUUGUCUAGUGUACAUACAGUUAGGCGGUAUCAAUGGUGUAAAUUUUAUUUUAUUGAUGUAAAUGUAUAGCUAGAUUUGUGAUCGCAUAGCGUUUUAUACUUUUAUUAUUAGAGUUAGAGUUUAGAGACCUCUAAAAGAAUACAGUCAUAAUACUUACAGACAC
Molecule: messenger RNA, 1651 nt
Organism: Spodoptera exigua (beet armyworm)
Lineage: Eukaryota; Metazoa; Arthropoda; Insecta; Lepidoptera; Noctuidae
Source: the annotation of a GenBank genome assembly